CUUGUAAAUAUGUCUACCGAGGAGGAACAUCCGGGGAUAAGCGAUGCGCCACAGCAAGAUCAGCUAACAGCGACGCCCGCCCCCAGCAAAGAAGCUUCGGACACAAAACCUGCCAUUGAAGUGGAAGCGGAGAAUGAACACAAGUCUGACACAUCCAACGUGGAACAACGGUCCGAGCAGGACGGUAAACCGGCACAAACAAAACCAGAAGCAUUACCCGCAACUUCAGACAACUCCACUGUAAAAGAGGAAUCCAAAACAGAAGAUGUACUUUUAGCCGAUAGUAGCAGCGGCACGUCCGAGUACGUGAAAACAGAUCCCUUGCUGCAAGCGAAACAAACAGAUUCUAGUCCCCAGCAGAAGCAGCCACAUGUGGCAACGGAUCCAUCAACGGAUACAGUUCCUACAGUGGAAAAGUUGCCGACUCCUGUUGCAGCGGGUCGCGCUGACGAGGACGAUGAUGAGGAGGACGAAGAUGACGAAGAUCCGGGUGAUAAUGAGGACCAAGAGGAGAGACAACAACAAUCGCAUCAACAGCCGCAACAGCAACAACCACAACAGCGCGUGAACAAAGAGCGAAGUGAUGGGGGAGAUAGUUACAGCAAUGAGGAAGAUCCGAACCAGAAUGCAGCGAACCAGCGGCAGGAUCAAUCUCAAACCCCUACCGGUGGUCAGUAUUACGAGGAUGACGAAGAGGACGAAGAGGACGAGGGUGAGGAACCGUCCGAGUUGCGGCAGCUGUUCGAACCGAUCAAUGAUUCUCAGGCGCUGAGCGAAGACGAGGAAGAUGGAGAUUACAUACCGGACGAGGAGGUAAAGAAGACGAUCAUGGUGGGGAGCGACUUUCAGGCCGUCAUACCGGAGGGUUUGUGUAGGUACGAUGAUGCGCUACCGUACGAGAACGAGGACAAACUGCUCUGGAACCCGACGAUACUGAACGAGCAAGAGAUUGAGGAGUAUCUGGUGAAAAUAACUGGCCCUGCGGGAGGUUUAGGAAGUGGGGGAAGUGCUGCCACCGGUGGUGGUGGUGGUGGACAGCCAAGAGGAACAGCAGCCGGUUCUACCGGUACCGCUACAAGCGAUCCCCAGUCGAACAGUGUGUACGCGAUACCGCUCGGGAAUCAUCUGCGAGACGAUGAACAAUCGCUCUAUCUACUCCAACAGUGCGGGCACAACAUUGAUGAAGCGUUACGCCGGAAGCGUAUCAGCAACAAUGCCGUACCAGUGCCCGAACAGCAAAUGAGCAUAUGGUCGGAGGAAGAGUGUCGAAACUUUGAGAAUGGAUUGCGUGUGCACGGGAAGGACUUUCACCUGAUCCAACAGACGAAGGUUCGCACUCGUUCCGUUGGUGAGCUGGUACAGUUUUACUAUCUGUGGAAGAAAACCGAGCGGCACGAUCUGUUCGCCAGCAAGGCACGGUUGGAGAAGAAAAAGUACAACCUGCAUCCCGGCCUGACCGACCAUAUGGAUCGGUUUCUAGAGGAGCAGGAAAACAGUACCGGGUUCGGUGAUCGCAGCUCGUCACCGGGCUUCAACAGUCUGUACAGCAAUGCUUCGGAAGCGAAGCGACAGCGGCUGCUCGACUCGAAAGAGAACAACACAACUGCCUCCAACAAACGGUCCGCCUCGAAUCUGUGACUCGUGGUUAGGCGGAAGGGAUUGAAGUUGCGGCUGAAGGAGCGCAAAUAAGCGUUGUGGGGAGGGAUGGCAGAGAGGGGGGUAGGG
This is a messenger RNA of Anopheles maculipalpis, 1725 nucleotides long. Its product is annotated as mesoderm induction early response protein 1. Gene Ontology annotation, biological process: negative regulation of transcription by RNA polymerase II. NCBI's taxonomy places the organism in Eukaryota, Metazoa, Arthropoda, Insecta, Diptera, Culicidae. Gene Ontology annotation, molecular function: histone deacetylase binding; transcription corepressor activity. The coding region runs from base 10 to 1638 and encodes 542 amino acids. The record is from RefSeq and is a predicted model, not a curated record. Gene Ontology annotation, cellular component: nucleoplasm. The transcript has 4 exons.